AUGUCUGAACUUUCACCUAAAUUUUUAGCACCUUUCGUCACUGAUAAAAUUGGUGAUAAGUACAUCGCCCAAGUCCCAAAGAUAAUUCUUGAACAUCUUAACUCUCCGGAAUUUACAGUAGAUUUAUUCCCAGAAAAGAGACCAGGCUAUCAGAAAUUACACUUCAUUAGGACACAGUCCACAGCUGCAGACGAAGAUCAGUCAAUUGAAGCUUUAGUUCAAAAAGAAUUCAGUACAGAUAAAUGGGCAAGACAAGUCAAGGAAAGAUUAGCCAGAAGAGGCGUUCUUUCAUCUGUCAGAGAAAGAGAAGAAGAUAAUACAAUCUACUCUGCAUUCAGAGCUGAUGAUAAAUUCACAGUUAAAAUCGAUGGUCUUCCAGAACCAUUCGAUAAAAGCGAUGUCGUGGAUCUCCUUCAUGAUUGUGGUUGCAACUACUUCGAAUAUAUUAACAUUCCAAGAGAUAGAGAAACAAACGAAAACAAACCUGUUGCAUUUGUUCACUUCUUACACUUAAGACAUGCCAUUCUCUUCAUUGAAAACAACCCACAAAUCAGAAUCGGUAGAUUCAUCUUAACUCCAAUUCUCGUUCCUUAA
Molecule: messenger RNA, 594 nt
Organism: Trichomonas vaginalis G3
Lineage: Eukaryota; Parabasalia; Trichomonadida; Trichomonadidae
Product: RNA-binding domain, RBD family-containing protein
Exons: 1
Coding region: 1-594 (197 amino acids)
Molecular function (GO): RNA binding
Source: RefSeq, a predicted model, not a curated record